UGCCAGGCCCCACUGCCGUCAGCGUGCAGAUGUUCAUCAAUUCCUUUGGAUCCCUCAACGCAGCCAACAUGGACUUCAGCAUCGACGUGUUCCUGAGGCAGUCCUGGCAUGACCCGCGCCUCGUCCUGCCCGGUCCUCGCGAGCGUGUGGCCAUCACCAACCCACAGAUGCUGGCAAGGUUGUGGAAACCUGAUACGUACUUCAGCAACAUGAAGGACGGCGAUAUCCAUAGGGUGUCCAUGCCUAACGUUCUGUACAGAAUAUACAAGACAGGCGACGUCCUGUACAGUAUGAGAUUAACGCUGAGGCUUUCCUGCCACAUGGAGUUCCGCGAGUAUCCUCUCGACUCCCAGGUGUGCGGAGUACACGUCACCUCCUACGCCAACACGGACGACUUGGUCAGGUACCGGUGGCUCGCGGACAGGCCCAUCGAUCUGCCGGAGGCUCUUGAGAUCGCGCAGUUUGAUCUCCUCGGAUUCUCUGCCAAUGAAACCAGCCACGUUUACGUCACAGGGAACUUCAGUGGCCUGUUGGCAGAGUUCAAGCUGCGUCGCCAGAGCGGCUACCACGUCCUGCAGACCUACGUGCCCACCGUCCUUAUCGUGAUCGUCUCGUGGGUGUCCUUCUGGCUGGACCCGAACGCCGUGCCCGGGCGUGUCACCCUUGGGGUCACGACGCUGCUCACCCUCACCACCCUCGCCUCAGGCAUUAGGGCUUCCCUGCCACCUGUCUCAUACGUAAAGGCUAUCGAUGUCUGGAUAGGAACUUGCAUGAUUCUGGUGUUCAGCGCCCUCAUGGAAUUCACGGUGGUGAACUGGCUCUUCAACAAGAAAGUUACUCACCAUGGUCAGUCCUCCUUCAAGAUUCGGAAAUCAGUAAGUUUCUUCACUAUUCUAUGAAAUGAGCUGUUAGUGAAUGGGAUAUGCAUUAUCAUUAUUAUCAUUAUCACAGUGACUCACUUUUAUCAUUAUCAUGACUAUUACAAAUGCUGAAACUUGCAAUGUUUGUUAUAAUCUUACUGUUGUUCUUAAUAUGUCCUAAACAUUGUUGUUAUCG
Penaeus vannamei (Pacific white shrimp) is the source of this 1056-nucleotide messenger RNA. The record is from RefSeq and is a predicted model, not a curated record. NCBI's taxonomy places the organism in Eukaryota, Metazoa, Arthropoda, Malacostraca, Decapoda, Penaeidae.